Messenger RNA from Gongylonema pulchrum, 1108 nucleotides. The record is from the annotation of a GenBank genome assembly. Lineage: Eukaryota; Metazoa; Nematoda; Chromadorea; Rhabditida; Gongylonematidae.
GUAUGUAAAAUAGGUAUAUUAUGUCAUUUUUUAUAAAUGUUUUUUUUCGUUGUAGAAUUUUUCUCGCAUCCAAGGAUCCGACAAAUAUUGUCUUGUUCAUUUGUUCACAGCACAACCAUUUGAAAAUGGUGUUCUUGGAUUGGCUUAUAUUUCAUCGCCAGAACUCAACAGCGCUGGAGGUAUUUGCUCGGUGCAGAAUCGCGAUCGAUUUGGGAUUGUGUAUUACAAUACAGCGCUUUCAAGUGCGAAAGCUACUCAUGGUGGAACCGUGGUAACACGUGAGGCUGACCUCGUCACUGCUCAUGAAUUGGGCCAUAAUUGGGGCGCUACACACGAUGAUAUGUCAGUGGAGUGCUCACCACCAUAUAGCUUGGGUGGCUCGUAUGUUAUGAACACUUUUUCUGUUUCCGGAUAUGAUGAAAAUAAUGACGUGGGUAUAUGUUUCGAGCCCGAAAUGAGCUCAUUUUGUGGCAAUGGUCGUGUGGAAAAUGAUACGAAUGGUUUCGUGGAAGAGUGUGAUGUUGGUGGUUUACUUUCUGGGGCUGUUGAUAACGGUAAAUCAGGUGAAUGCCCGGAGCCUGGCUUCGUAAAAGAUGGAACUCCUUGUAUUGAGGAUGGAGAAUGCCGGAACGGCCACUGUCUCUCAUUUUGUGAAAGGCCAUCUGUCAACAAGAAACCAUGCAUGUGCAGCAAAGAAGCAGAUGCAUGUUUGCGUUGCUGUCGUUCGGAAAAUGGAACUUGUGAGCCGUACAGUCGUGAUGCAAAAUAUGUGUUAAAAGAUGGUACACGAUGCAUCCACGGUACUUGUAGGCGGGCUGUAUGCAUCAAGGAAGUUGCUGAUGUUGUUUCGCAUUUAUGGAAUAUCAUUGAGAAUCUUGAUGAAACAAAUUUUUGGAAAUUUGUUGGCGAUAAUUUGGUUGGAAUUAUAUUGUCAAUUGUACUGCUUAUAUGGAUACCAGCAAGUAUUCUUGUUCAUAGAAUCGAUAAAGCACGUGAAGCAGCAGCAAGCGCAGAAAGCGAAAAUCGGAUUCAGGUUGUUGGAGAGAAAUCCAUUUAUAAAUACAUCAAUCCAUGCGAUACUUCUGAAAAUAGCGAUUCGCAUCAUUGA